AUGACAUCUACCAUUAAUGUUAAUGAGAAUAUAGAAGUAGAGAAUACUUGUUCUAAUUCAGAUAAGAACUCUAUAUCCGAAAAAAAGAAACCAGUAUUAUUAAAUUUAUUAAAUUACGAAUCCGAAAUUACAAAGAUUAUCAAUAAUGUUAAAUGUUCUAAAAAAACGAAAAAAGGUAUUCGGGAAAUUACUGGAGAAUAUCGAUUUGAUAAGAAUAUUGGAGAAUCGACUACAUGGGAAAUUAAUAAAAAUAAUCAGCUUUCAGUAUACAAAACUGAUCAGGAAGGUAAUAAUGUACCGAUCAACUUCGAUUGGUUUGUGAAAGAAGACGAUUGCCUAGGAACUUAUUUAUUACCCAAUGAUUAUUUAAUCGUGAUUACAAAAAAUUACUUAAUGAUACUUGCUGAAACUGUUCAAAAUAAGAUACAAAUUAUCUAUUAUAUUAAGACAAAGAAUAUAAUCGAACAACAACGAUGUAUUACUAAGAAAAUACCAACAAAUUUAUGGGAUAUUUGGUAUUUUAAAAGUGUAUUAGAUAUUAUUGAUCAAGAAUCGGAUAUAAAUACUGCACGGUAUCUUAGAGAGAUGCUAACAUUAUAUCUCGAUGAUAUUGAUACUUUCGCUCACUGGUCACCCAAACGAUUAAGCCUAUUUUCUGCUAUUACAAGUUCAAUUUCAGAACUUCAAGAAUUAUAUCCAUAUUACGUUACAAAAUUUUUUGUUUGCACUUCUAUAAUUAGCCUUGUAGAUGUAGAAAUUAAAUAUACGCCUUAUUCACAUCUUCAUGGAUUUACUGACGAAAAACAUAUUUCUAAAUCGAAAGCUAAAUUUAAAUUGAAAGAAUUUAUAUGUUAUAUAUACAAAUGCUUUAGUAUAGAUUCAUUUUUGGAUGCAUUUAUUGGACUAGUCAUUGGAUUAAUCAUUGGAUUAAUUAUUGCAAUUUUGGCUUGGC
Molecule: messenger RNA, 952 nt
Organism: Scutellospora calospora
Lineage: Eukaryota; Fungi; Glomeromycota; Glomeromycetes; Diversisporales; Gigasporaceae
Source: the annotation of a GenBank genome assembly